This is a messenger RNA of Malania oleifera, 1581 nucleotides long. RefSeq names its product phosphatidylinositol 4-kinase gamma 8. Lineage: Eukaryota; Viridiplantae; Streptophyta; Magnoliopsida; Santalales; Ximeniaceae. Bases 1 to 1581 code for a protein of 526 amino acids. The transcript has a single exon. The record is from RefSeq and is a predicted model, not a curated record.
AUGGCCGUAGCUCUCCCUCACCACCAUCACCAGCUCAAGCCCUCUGCCGCCCAUCGCUGCAAACUCCAAUCCUUCACCCAACUCGACUUCUCCUCCGUCCUUCACCUCGCCGCCCGCUUCCAUCGCAGUUUCUCCACUCCCUGCCUCUCCCUCUCCCCCAUUUCUUUCCCAGACCAUGACCACCAAUCUUACACCGACCCCCUCGGCCCCCAACUCGAAAUCCUUGCCGCCGUCGCUACCCCCGGAGUCCGCGCCCUCGUCGACGAGGUCACCACCGCCGUGGCCUCUGGCAUCGACCCCGUCCCCGUCGCCACUGGCCUCGGCGGCGCCUACCUUCUCCGCGCCCCAAACGGCAACGGGAUCGCGGUUGCCAAACCUAUGGACGAAGAGCCACUUGCCUGCAACAACCCGAAAGGCUUCGUGGGUCGGACCCUCGGGCAGCCCGGGUUGAAACCUUCCGUCCGGGUCGGCGAGACUGGCGUCCGCGAACUUGCCGCCUACCUCCUCGACCACGGGGGAUUCGCCGGCGUUCCUCCCACUGCCCUAGUCAAAUUCUCCCAAGUCGGCUUUAACGUCAACAAUCCGGCCGCGAUCCCUGCCGCAACUCAGAAGAUCGCCUCGCUCCAGCGGUUUGUGGAACACGACUCCGAUGCCGGAGAUCUAGGCCCGUCGGGAUUCUCCGUCGUGUCCGUUCACCGGAUCGCGAUUCUUGACGUUAGGCUACUGAAUCUAGACCGGCAUGCAGGGAACAUACUUGUCAGAAACAGCCGACAUCAGAUCAACGUUGCCGGAGAAGCGGAUUUGGUGCCCAUAGAUCACGGGCUUUGCCUGCCAGAGUGGAUUGACGAUCCGUACUUCGAGUGGUUGCAUUGGCCUCAAGCUUUGAUCCCUUUUUCUGAUUCAGAAAUGGAGUACAUCUCUCAUCUUAGUCCAUUCAAGGACGCAGAGCUUUUGCGAACCACGGUGCCUUCUCUCCGGGAAUCAUCAAUUCGAGUGUUUGUGAUUUGCAGCAUUUUCCUGAAGCGCGCGGCGGCCGCGAGGCUAUCCCUCGCCGACAUCGGCCGAAUGAUGACCCGAGGGAACUUUGAAGAAAGCGCAAGCAUGCUAGAGAACGUUUGCUUGGAGGCCAAGGAAAGAAUGGCCAACACACACAAUGGGGAGGAUACCUUUCCUGGAGAAGAAGAAACCCUAGAAGUAGAGAUGAUUAAGUACAUGGACAAGGAAAUUGAAAAUAGUUCCUAUAUUGGGAUUGCAGAUGUUCCUCGCUGGCUCCGGCAGACGCCUCCUGAGGUCGCUAAGCCGCCAAAGAUCCCGAGGUUUUCAUUGGCCGGAUUGGAUGAAGAAGAUGGAUGUGGGAGGGACAAGGCUGGGGGGCUGACCAAGAGUUUAAGCUUCUCAGAGACAAACCACCAUAGCCAUGAAAAUGGGGGAGUUUCAUUUGGAGAGAUGAGUGAGAAUGAGUGGGAAUUCUACUUGGUGAGCUUUGAGAAGGUUUUGGGAGAGGCAUUAAUGGAGUGCACAAAGAGCAAUAUGGGGUUGAAUUUGAAGCUGCAGAGGUCGGGAACUUCCUGCAAGUUCUGA